AUGGCAACUCAAGCAGGAUGGCGUCAGCUUGAUAUCGCUGUCGUUGGUGGCGGCAUCGGUGGUCAGGCAGCUGCAACUUCUCUUCGGAGACAGGGUCACAGAGUGACCAUCUAUGACAAGGCAGACUUUGUCGGUGAGGUUGGAGCAUCAAUCAGUUGCGCUGCGAAUGGCACCCGCUGGCUGGAAGAAUGGAAGGUCAAUAUCGAGCUUGGCGACCCUGUUGUCCUUGAAAAGUUGAUCAGUCGAGACUGGAAAACGGGAGAGCCUGUGAGCGUGUAUGACCUUGCAGACUACAAGGAGCGCUGGGGAUAUGUCUACAACAUGUUUCAUCGACAAUACAUGCACAAAAUGCUUCUGGAUAGUGCAACGAGUGAGAAAGGAGAAGGCAUACCAGCUAAGCUUGUCGUCAAUCAUAAGGCAGAAAAUGUCGACGUUGAGACUGGCGAAAUCACAUUUGCUAAUGGCGUCAAAGCCAAACACGAUGUCAUCGUUGGUGCAGAUGGAAUAGGCUCUGCUCUACGGACAGUCUUGGGAAUCGAGACCAUCCGAAAGCCUGCUACGUGCACGUGCUUGCAUACCAACGUCGACACCGAGAAAGCUGUCGAACUCGGUCUAGUAGACUACUCGAAGAACAGUGCUCUUGAGUAUUGGGGCGGAUACAACACCCAUUUCAAAAUCGUCCUAUCACCUUGCAAUGGCGGUAAAUUGCUAUCCUACUACUGCUUCUUUCCUCGGGAGGCAGGGGACCUCACAGGGCAUACCUGGGAUCAAGAAGCGUCCUUGGACGAACUCCUUGCACCCUACCCAGAUUUAGACCGUCAAGUGUUCAAACACCUCGAAAUCGGCUAUGAAAUUCGGCCCUGGCGACUGUGGCUCCACGAGCCGUACCCGUUGUGGACGGAGGGUAAAGUUGCGCUUAUGGGGGAUGCAGCACAUCCGAUGAUGCCGGAUCAAAGUCAAGGAGCUUGCCAGGCAAUCGAAGAUGCAGCUGCGCUGGGACUCGUUUUCAGCAAGACUCACUUCUCUGGUGAUAUUAGAGAAUCGCUCAAGGUUUUUGAGCAAGUCCGCAAACCGCGAGCAACUAAAGUACAGGCUGCAUCUGCGAGAGCGCGAGAAAAUAUCAACGAGAGGAUUGGCUUUUCGAGCAACACAGACACAACAGUUUAUAACGUAUCUAACGAAGAAGGAAAACUGACCAUCGAUGAGAUGAACCUGUAUGACAUGAAAGCUCAUGUUGCAGAGGUGUUUCAGGGCCGACGCUCAAACGGAUUGAAUGGUUCGAACGGUAUCCAUGUAAACGGGGCUUCUUCAUGA
Molecule: messenger RNA, 1314 nt
Organism: Exophiala bonariae
Lineage: Eukaryota; Fungi; Ascomycota; Eurotiomycetes; Chaetothyriales; Herpotrichiellaceae
Exons: 6
Coding region: 1-1314 (437 amino acids)
Molecular function (GO): FAD binding; monooxygenase activity
Source: RefSeq, a predicted model, not a curated record